Messenger RNA from Osmia lignaria (orchard mason bee), 1263 nucleotides. Its product is annotated as arginine-hydroxylase NDUFAF5, mitochondrial. Gene Ontology annotation, biological process: mitochondrial respiratory chain complex I assembly. The record is from RefSeq and is a predicted model, not a curated record. Gene Ontology annotation, cellular component: mitochondrion. NCBI's taxonomy places the organism in Eukaryota, Metazoa, Arthropoda, Insecta, Hymenoptera, Megachilidae.
UUGAAUAAAUUAUAUGUGUAAAAUUGCAAUUUUACAACAUUAAAUACAUUAUAAUUUAUAGGUUAUAUCGUAUAAACGAUGGUACAUCUGAGAACAUCGAUUAUAACAAAAUUCUAACAAAAAAUAAAGCCGCGUACAAAACUUCCAACCGAAAAUGCAAGCUGCAUUUAAACGUUCUGUACGCCGAUUUGUGUUUGAUAUUAAAAAUGCUCGUAGUAUAAAUAAUAGUGUAAUAAACUAUGCGUUACCAGCAGAUAGUGUAAUGUAUGUUUUUGAUAGAAACACAAAAUUACUUCAAAGAGAACGUGCUACCCAAGCACCCGACGUAAAAGUGUACGAUUACAUUAAAGAUGAAGUAGGCUCUAGAUUAGCAGAUAGAAUAUUUGAUAUAAAGAAAAAGUUUAAAAAAGCUCUUGAUUUAGGGUGCGGUCGUGGUCAUGUAUCAAAACAUAUUUUAGCAGAAUCUGUAGAGGAAUUGAUUCUAAGCGAUAUGUCCCCAACCAUUCUACAACAAGUAAAGACUACAGAGGGAAUUAAAGUAUUGCGAACAGUUAUGGAUGAAGAAAAUUUUGAAUUUGAACCUGAUAGUUUAGACUUGAUAGUAAGUUCAUUAAGUCUUCAUUGGGUGAAUGAUCUACCAAGGUGUUUCAAGAACAUUAAUAAAAGUUUAAAAAAUGAUGGGGUCUUUAUGGCAGCUAUAUUUGGAGGAGAGACUCUGUAUGAAUUAAGAUGCUCUUUACAAUUAGCAGAAUUAGAAAGAGAUGGUGGUAUUUCAGCACACAUAUCUCCCUUUGCAGAAAUUAGAGAUAUUGGAGCUUUGUUGACAAGAGCAAAUUUUACAAUGUUAACUAUUGAUACAGAUGAAAUAGUUAUUGGUUAUCCAAGCAUGUUUGAGUUAAUGUGGGAUUUAAAAGGGAUGGCUGAAAACAAUGCAGCAAGAAAUAGAAAAUUACGUUUAAAUAAAGACACUAUACUUGCAGCUGCUGCAAUAUACAAAGAAUUGUAUGGAAAACUUAAAGAUGAUGGUAGCCCAUAUGUACCUGCCACAUUUCAAGUGAUAUAUCUACUAGGUUGGAAACCAGAUCCAUUGCAACCAAAACCCUUAGAAAGAGGUACUGGACAAGUAUCUCUUAAAGAUUUGUAUAGGUUAGAUGAGAUUAUAAAAGAAACAAAAAAAGUUAAGACAGACGAAGAUUAGUGAUUUCUGUAAAUAACAUUUAAAGUAUUGUAAAUAUUCAUAUUAAAUAUAAAAUUUAAUAUUUA